Sorex fumeus (smoky shrew) is the source of this 714-nucleotide messenger RNA. RefSeq names its product tropomyosin-1, isoforms 33/34-like. The record is from RefSeq and is a predicted model, not a curated record. The coding region runs from base 1 to 714 and encodes 237 amino acids. NCBI's taxonomy places the organism in Eukaryota, Metazoa, Chordata, Mammalia, Eulipotyphla, Soricidae. The transcript is spliced from 2 exons.
AUGCUGGGCGCUGCGAACAUCUACCUCCCCUCGGGCGCGGGCGAGGGUCCACGUCUUCCUGACCGUGCCGGGGGGGAACCUUUGUCUCGCCUCCGCCUCCCCGCGACGGGCUCAUCCGAACCGGGACCACCCCCCUCCACGCCCCGCGUGUGCGCGAUCGGCCCGCGGAGGUUAAACAAAGCCCCGCGGCGCUGGCGGGGGGCGCGGGCUGCCCGGACGGCGGGGCCCGGGGCGCGGCGCGGGGAGCGGCCCCCGAGCUCCCACAAUCGCGCGGGUCCCGUCGGUCCCGGAGGAGCCCGCCCGCCCCCGCCCCCCGCCGCCCGGCUCGGGGACUCACCUGAGGUCCCCGCGGGCGCCCCGCAGCCGCGCGCACCCGCCACCGCAGCGGCCCCAGCCGCGGCCUCCGCUGCGCCGCCCGCCGUCGCCUCCGCCGCUGCCGCCGCCGCCGCGCGGCACUGCGCCCCGGCCCGCGCCGCCCGGUCACAUGCUCGGACCCGCGCCGCGCCCCCCGCCGCCGCGGACGGCCCCCCGGGUGGCGGCGCGCGCCGUUACCUGCGUGGGCGCUGCUGCGUGGGCCGGGGGCGCCGGGUCCGCGGGUGUCCGCGGCGGAGGGGGCCCGCGCCGGCGUCUGGUCCCUGCACGGGCCACCCGGGCUCCGGAGCGUCGCGCCGCUGGGCCCCAACACCCCGGGAGCCCCGGACGGACGUCAAAUAA